CAGCUACAGUUACUGUCUGUGAGGAAUCAUCUUUCGUUGAGGCAAGGAAAAGAACAACUUUGCACAAGUUUAACAGCUAAACAUCACUUCCAAGGAUCACAUUAAGUCAGGGAAGAAAAGACACCUUCAUUUCGUCACCUUGUUCAAGAGAAACUGAGGCAACAAGGUGAAAAUGUCACUGUCGGUGACUGAGUUGUUGUACGGCUCUUUCCUCGAUCUGCAGCUCCUCAAUCCUGCCUCUCUCAUGCUGGCAACAGCAACGGCUGUUACCUCCCUCAUAUACUUUAUGUGCCCUCGUUUGUUGGUGCAGAUGUAUUUCAGGGUGGCUGUAAUGUGGAGUGGAAUGCGCCUGAAAAGAGUAAUAGACAACAAAGGCUUCACUUUUUUCUAUGGUGAGAGAGGGCUCCCCAAGCCAGGUCAAACCAGCAUGCUUCUGCUUCAUGGUUUUUCAGCUGAUCACUUUAUGUGGGCAUCUAUUGUAAAGUAUUUGCCAUCUGAAAUCCAUGUCAUUGCCCUCGACUUACCUGGGCAUGGCUUCACUUCUGAUCCACUUGAAGGGGACGACAUUGGCUUCAAGGGACAGCUUCAGCGGAUAAAGCAGUUUCUAGAUCUUGUUGGAAUAGACAAGUGCCAUGUUACUGGUGUGUCAAUGGGGGGAACCCUAGCCGGCCUAUUUGCUGCUAGUUUCCAAGAUCGUGUCUCUGCUGUGACCAUGUGCUGUCCUAGCAUGAAAACACCGGAAGAUGGACAACUGAUUGCUUUGUAUCGAGCUGCUACGGCCAGGGGAAUAAGUUUGACCCUGGAUACUUGUCCCCUCUUGCCACAGACUGCAGCUGAUCUUCAAGCGAUGCUGCGAGUUGUAUGCUACUAUCAUUCUUUUUGUCCAUCCCAGCUUCCCAUUAACUUUCUCCUUCAUGUUGUUUCAGAUUCUGAAGGAGCUGUAGAACUAAGGAAAGAGCGAAACAACUUCUACCUGCAGUUGCUUCAUAAACUUCUUUUAGAGGAGAGUCGUUCAGCUCUGGAGAACCAGCUCGACAAAAUUAUCUGUCCUUCUCAGGUUGUGUGGGGAGUUGAGGAUGAAGUAGUACAUGUGUCUGGUGCUGAGGUGCUGCAGAAGAAACUUCCCAACCUACAUCAUGCCGAUCUUAUACCAUGCUGUGGACAUGCUAUCAACAUGGAUCAGCCUAGGCACUUUGCUAAAGUCGUAUCACAAUUCUGGAUGGAGCUGCAAAAUAAGCAAGACUGACAGCAUAAAUAUUUGAUAGAUUCAUUUGUUUUCUCACCAGCUCCUGCCAUGACCAAAGUGCCUUUCUCCAGAUUCUCAUUGCCUUUCUCAUCUGUCACAUUAACCCAGCCACUAAAGGAAAUUCAUAGACAUCAUGCCAAAGUGUUGUUUUGCUUUUGCACUAUUCCCCACAUUUACAUAUAUAUAUAUUUCUUGGUUUUAAAAGAUUCUACAGAAAUGUUAAAAUUGAGGUUGUGUAUUUUCUUUAUCAUCUGUAGUCUAUGGCUGCUGAAAUUUACAGCUCUGUUUGCAUGCUCAAGAGAUGUACAAAUAAUCAUUAAAACAAAAACACUUUCUGAUAAAUUUAUUUGGUGGCACAGCUUAAGGGAUUUCAAAAAAGGCAGGUCAAUUUCAUGUUUUCCUAUCAAUUGCCAUUUCUUGUGUGAAUGUGAAUGCAGUAGUGGGUAGCAUGGCUAUGUUCAUUGAGGUCAUUGAAACCUUCAGUAUUUUAUUGUCUGUACCCACUUGUGAAGACGGCAUGUUCAAUGCUAGCUGGAAUUAGAAUGGACACAUACUUAGCAAACACUGUUGUGCAUUUUCCUAAGAAGUAUUACUAAUUUUAUAUGGUAUGCAUUAUCUCAGAUUUGUGAAGAUGUUUUAAAUCCAGUAAAUUGCAAUACUUAAGACAGCAUUUUCUAACACUUGCUCAGGGGGAGUAAACUUUUGAGUUUGCAUGGGUAAAAUAGUAAAAGAUUGCUAUUUGAAAAAUUCAGUUCUUUAGAAUGUACAUGAAAAGGGAGGCAAUACAAAUAGUGAAACGGAUGACACAUUACACUAUACAUCAACUACUUUAGUUGUACAAAGGACCCAGCAUCUGUGUUGACUCCCCUGAGUAAGUUACGUGCACUUUUAUUGCAUGCUUAUUACCAUUUAUUUAUUUUUUUUUUAACUUCUUUUAUUAUUAUUUUGUCAAUAUAGUCUCUGACUUCAAGGGGCUGUAUAGCUCUUGAUAAGGAAUCGGCAUUCAUGAUGACGAUGAUCACUCUUAAACUGUUUGAUAUAGAAGUGACUGCUCUGGCCAUUCACAGUGUGUGUGCAUGCAAUGUUUUGUCUCACCAGAAGGCUUAAAUAAGCAGCUUUUGUUCUUGUACUACAUCGUUGUACGUCAUCCAUCUCCGUCCUAUCGUUUACAUUUUCACUGAGCCACAUCACACUUAAACACAAGCAACAACAUACUCUUUAGGUGAGAAUGAAAUUUUAUGUCAGCCAAAGAAUUUAAGAGCAUAUAAAUGAGUUGGUGAUGUUAAAAUUAUGUCUGAAGUUGCAACUGAUAAUCUUUUCAGUAUUUCUUUUUCUCAAUGUGGCCUCUUACCAGAUUGCCAUUAAUUUUUCACAUUUUUAUAUAAAAUAUGUAGAAUAAAACCACAAAUAUUACCAGUGAUAGAAACUAAUAACCAUUUGUGUUGCAAUAUUUUUCCAAAAUAUGCCUGUGAAUAUAAUGGGUAAUGACUGUAUAAACUUCUGUUGACUGAUUUUCUUCCAUGACUGUGCUCUUAUCUGUACUUUUCUUUAAAAAAAAAAAACCCACUAAAAUAUGACCAUAUUGAUAUUAACUUUGCAAAGUGAAUUAUUUGUUUGUUUCUGCUUGCAUUUGAUAUUUUUUUCAUUGAAAAUUGUUUACUAAUAAAAAUAGUUGUUCUAGUCAAGUAGUAUUUUUGGCAUUUGUUGAACUAAGUCAGUAAGAGGUGGAUUUUGGCUGUCCCUCCAGCCAUUUUGCAGUCAGUUUAUACAUUUGACCCUUAUUUUUAACGUGUAGCAGUUCACGCAAUAGCUACAACAGGCAGUAACCUGGCAUUGUCUUAACUUCAGUCAAUAAUCUGGAGAAACUGUUAUUUUUUUUUCUCUUUCAGGAUCUCAUGUCCUUGAAGUUUCUUUGAGAAACGAGAUUUUGUAGGAUGCAAGAAAUAUACAUGGUGGAUGUUUUGGUCAUGUCAACAGCAUGAAAGUAACUCAUUUGAAUGAGUUACUUGAUAUGGCAUGAAAUCACAUCGUUGAAUGUUGUCCGUGCACCAUUAUAUAUUUAUUCAGGUAACUUUCAAGAAGGAAACUGCUUUACUGGCAUGCUUUUUACUUCAACCCUUAGGAAGCCUCUGUGGUACAAUUUAUAGUGGGAGGAAUGGCAUGACAAGAGUUUGGAUCUCUAGUGGACAACCACACAGGUAUAUAUGGAGAUGUUCAGCUGCUGAAAAUUUUUUUAAACUUGGGUUUUUUUGUGGAGGUGGGGUUGGGGGAGAAUAGUCCUUGGUGCGGCUAAUGCUUAAAUUCAGGCCGGCGGAAUUGCAAGUAACUUUUGUAUUCCUUAUGGCCUUUGGAUCUUAGGUAAAGUUCUGUUUUAUAUUCCUUAUUUUGUGAGCGCAGCUAGUUAUGGUGAUUUGUUUAAAUCAUAAGUACGAUGUAAUAAUAUUUUUUGACUUCUUCAUUAUCAAGUGAAGGAUUCCAAUUGGAUCUGCAAAAUCAAUGCAUUAGCCUUUAUAUUCGUUUUCUGAUUUGUAAAUAUUGAUUGUCAGAUAUUUUUUGUUGGCUUUGUGUUAUGAUGCUUGACUUCAGGCGUGGUUGGACACCCACCCUAAGCAGCGAGAGGAAAAAUAAGAGGCAAUUGACAGGUUACAAUAAACCACACUUUGCACUGUUAACAAGUAUUGCAAGGAUAUGAUGCUGUUCUAUUCUGCUUGCCAGGCAUGACUGCAUGGGGUGUAGCCAAUCAGAAUGCUGGAAUGGAGGGGUAGGCUCCCUUUUACCUCCAAAUUACUACAAAGAAUUGGCAUUGUGCUGAGAGUUAAGACGUUUGAAUUGUUAUCAAUGUAGGAAAAUUACCCAUGUAUUGUUUAUGAAGAUCAAACUUAUACAGUGGCAACCACGUUUUUGUCGAUGUUGUUUGCAUAUUGCUUUCACCAUCUGCACAGUGUUCUUUUGACAUUACCUUGCAAGUCAGGAGUGGCCUUUGUUGCACAAGAGAAGUGUGGUACAAUGCUAUAUUGCAAACGUAAUGUUGCACAUGUAAUCCCUGAAAGCAUUGUGAAUUGCCCUCGAGAGGAAAGUGUCAUUGGGUUUAUAAUACUGAUAUCAAAUGUUGCCAUAAGAAAAGUGGCAGAGAAGCUGUGGUAAGAACAGUCUCUAGUCCUUCCUGUGAAAUAUACGUGGAAGGAGCAAUUAACAUAAACCCCUAAAAUCUGCAGGGCUACUUAACACAGCUGAUCCGUGUCGUUUGGUUGUGGCUUUCUUCAUUUAACCAAACCAGGUUGGAAGUGCAUGAAGUGGAUUUAUGAUAGGUGCGAAAGCUGUUCAAAAGUCUAUGUGGUUUUAGAACCUUGAAGCACAACCCCUUUAGAGGUUUCUAUAUUUAUUUGUGAUCAUUGAACAGCUAACACACAAAGACAAACCCAAACCCACUGAAGCUUGACAACCAUUUGUAAAGCCUGAAUCUAGUUUAACAUACAAUGCAUGCUGUUAUCAGUGCUACAAAUGCUUAAUGCUAAUUAAGAGCACCAUGAUUGUAUUAGGAUUUCUGCCUUACUGUUUGCUCUGGAAACCAAGUUUGAGACAUUUAAAUGCAGUUUCUUGUGAUUUAUUAGCACCGGCAUUAUCAUGUUAUCUCUUGAUUGGAUGUAGUGUUUUCAGUACUUAUGUCCAGUUUUUCUGUUUUUGUAAACAUCUUAUUUUCAUCGACUUGCUUGCUUAGAAGUUGGUGCACAGCAGUGUUGCAUGAAAAAAGUGCUGGUAAUAAAAACCUGAAUGACUUGUCAGAA
Molecule: messenger RNA, 5031 nt
Organism: Pomacea canaliculata
Lineage: Eukaryota; Metazoa; Mollusca; Gastropoda; Architaenioglossa; Ampullariidae
Product: monoacylglycerol lipase ABHD6-like
Exons: 9
Coding region: 173-1246 (357 amino acids)
Source: RefSeq, a predicted model, not a curated record